AUGGAGACUGCCGUGACGCUUGAGGAAAUAAAGCUGAAGUUGGCCCAAGCGCAGGAAGAGCUUCGGCGAGUGCAGGCGGAAAAUGAGGACCUGCGACGAAAACUUGACGUCGUCCCACACGUUGCCGCUGCUGGUUUGCCGGAAGGUAUUUCGGCGCCACAUUUUGAGGUCGCAGGUGCGACGGAGCGUCUCAUUGGUGAGCUGCAGCGACGACUCUGGGACGUUCUUCAGCGCAACUCAUUCCUUGAGCAGGAGUCGCAUGCCGGGCACAACGCGCUGAUCCAGAGCUACGAGGGCUACAUCGACCGCCUGGAGAAGGAACUGCGCCACUGUCGAGAGCAGCUUCGCCAGCGCAAAGACGAUGCCGCUUUUGCCCCUACGCCAACAGGUCAAAGCUGA
Trypanosoma conorhini is the source of this 399-nucleotide messenger RNA. RefSeq lists its product as uncharacterized. The record is from RefSeq and is a predicted model, not a curated record. Lineage: Eukaryota; Euglenozoa; Kinetoplastea; Trypanosomatida; Trypanosomatidae. The transcript has a single exon. Bases 1 to 399 code for a protein of 132 amino acids.